This is a messenger RNA of Lentinula edodes (shiitake mushroom), 830 nucleotides long. RefSeq lists its product as uncharacterized. The record is from RefSeq and is a predicted model, not a curated record. NCBI's taxonomy places the organism in Eukaryota, Fungi, Basidiomycota, Agaricomycetes, Agaricales, Omphalotaceae. Gene Ontology annotation, biological process: mycotoxin biosynthetic process. The transcript has 2 exons. Bases 37 to 642 code for a protein of 201 amino acids.
CAAAUUGAGUGACUGGACAAACCACAUAAAGGGAGGAUGUUCUUUCUAAUGACACAUCAGUAUCUUCAACAGAUGCACCUCUCAGCAUGGUAUAUUCUGUCCCUUUGGUGUAUCAUUCUAGCCAAAAUGUGUGGUAUAGUUUGGUUUAAAACCUCAAUACAUUUUUAUGAGAUGAAACAAGAGAUCUCGCAUGCAAUAUAUGCUACUCCACUGCAAUCGGAAACAUGGAAUCUAACUCUGAAAAAAGUCAGGAUGUCUCUUCAGGAAACAGUUCACUAUCAACUGGAUUCUCCUGAAGCAGAUGAGGAAUGGGCAUUAUUGUAUCCUGGUGAAGGCAUAGUCUACUUGCAGGAUGACCACAAACCAUUCACCAUUUCACUCUUCCAUCAACUACAAUGCCUCGAUAUUGUGCGGAAAGAAAUCAUACACGGCUAUCAUAUGUCUGCUGCUGUGCCUUCUGAUCUGGUUCAGCAUUGCAUUAAUCAUCUCCGGCAGAUGAUACUUUGCCGUUCGGAUGUAUAUCUCUCCCCUGUGGUGGCAAUACCCACACCAAAAGCUCAGAGUCUUGACACAUAUGAGUGUAAUGAUUGGCAUGAAGUUUUCCGGGCAGUUCAAAAGAAUCAGGAAACUUAUAUUACAUAGGUCCCUUACAAUGUUUUGUAUUUUGGAAUAAAGGAUAGCAAAACUCUUUACUGAAAAUAGAAGCACAACACUCUGUACUCGGAAACAGAAGCAGAGCACCCCGUAGCUGGAAAUAGAAGCACAGCACUCUGUACUUGGAAAUAGAAGCCUAACACUCUGUACUUGGAAAUAGAAGCACAACACUCUGU